Molecule: messenger RNA, 2892 nt
Organism: Kalmanozyma brasiliensis GHG001
Lineage: Eukaryota; Fungi; Basidiomycota; Ustilaginomycetes; Ustilaginales
Product: Centromere protein O
Exons: 8
Coding region: 1-2892 (963 amino acids)
Biological process (GO): rRNA base methylation
Cellular component (GO): kinetochore; nucleus
Molecular function (GO): 23S rRNA (adenine(1618)-N(6))-methyltransferase activity
Source: RefSeq, a predicted model, not a curated record
AUGAGCUCGAGCAACGUAGCUCCGGCCUCAGCUGAUGAGCUACGCUCGAAACUCGCGCAGCUUCGAGCCGACAAAGCCCUCCUCACGUCCCAGCUGGCUUCCCUUCGCGCUCUUCCCGACCUCGCACCCGAAGCAGGCAGCACGGCAUCCGCACAGAACCAGGAACUUGGCAGUCUACUUCGUUCGCUCGAGGAAAAGUCGAUCCUCUACCGCUCCUCCGCCUGGACAUGUUUCGAACUGGAUCUUGACGUCGGCCGUCGCGCGCGCCUCGCUCGAGACAGCGCUGCUGCCGACAAGGACGGCGAUCUCGCCCUCGGCAUUCGACUCGACACGUUCUGGCGAGGACGCUUCCACGAACCCUACUAUUUGGUCUUUGCGCGUCCCAGCCAGCUGCUUGACUCGAUGCCACAGCUCGCGGGGACCACCGUCGGCGAUGUGGAAGCAAAUUCCCUCGCAGACGGGCUCAGGUUGAUCAGGCACACCGUGCCGCACUUUGUACCACUGGGCAAGCUCGUCGAAAAGUACCUUCCGAGUGUCGUGGGCGGAGAAGUAUCUGGAGGAUCAGGAAGCAAAGGCAGAGACAACGAGGCGGGUGGAUUGACCAUGCUGAGCCAAUUCAGCGACUUGCCCGGCGUGCAUGCGUUCCUCUCGGAUCUGCACUGCCACUUGCAAGCCUACGUCUCGAGGAGGCAGCAAGCGAUGGCGUUGCAGCAGCUCAAGCUUCCUGGGCAGAGCGAAGAGACCGAGGCCGCAUUGGAGGCGCUGGGCACCGAAGCUUUCGAUCUCGUCAAGGUGACAUGGCGCGUGCCCUUCUCGUCUGCAAGAGCGGCCGAUCCGCCAGCAGAGGACGACGACGAGGAGUCGACGAAUCCGACCGUGCAAGCGCUCAAGGCAGCUGCCAAGCGAAAGCGAGAAAACCCAGACGACGAACCCACCCAGCACCUCGAAGUCGUCGUUCAAUACGACGAUCUCCAAAGCGACCGCCUCGUCGACGAAACACGACCCAGCGGCGUCCUUGCUCAGUCUUCGUCCUCUUCCCGAGACGCUGACGACGUCGAAGGUGCGCUCCAAGGCCUGCGCAUGCCCUACGGUCAAGUCCGAGUGCAGCUUCUCGAAUACGCACCCGAGCUCGAAACACGCCAACGUCGAGCCCCCGGCAUCUCCAAAGCCGACCUCAAGGCUCUCCAGCCCAAAGUAAUGCGCCGGGAAGAUCUGGAGGAGACGUACGCACGCGAACACGACGGCGAGUCGCUCGACAUGGACGAGGCGUUCGAACGCAUUGCCCAGAGAGUGUGGACGCAGCUCAGGGGGAAGUCAAGUGUUUCUGAAAGCGAUCGAGAUUGGAUAUGGCGUACGAAAGGGCUGAGAAGCUUGCGAAAGAUGCUUCGACCCGAGAUCGAUCCGCGAUUGUACCGUCUCAAGACGCCCGACUUUCGUGCCCUCGGGGCCAAGUAUCCGACGACGUUCGGUCCAUUCGUCAAAGACGACGGCGGCUACGAAGCCAAGAUCGACUUUCAGGAUGCACAAGCUGUCAGAUGCCUGGCUCAGACCUUGCUGCUCGACGACUUCGGAGUGCAUGCUUCCUUUUCGCCUAGCAAUCUGUGUCCGAUGAUACCGAACAGACUCGCAUACAUCGCCCUCCUGAACGAGCUGCUUUCAUGGUCAUUACCAACAUGGCGCCUGCUCCGACACUUCCAGCAUCAACCUCUCGACUCCACCGUCCGAGGCCUCGAUAUUGGCACUGGUGCGUCUGUCAUCUAUCCAGCACUAGGCGUGCGAUGUUUCCCCUCAUGGCGCUUUGUUGCGACCGAUAUCGACCGGAGCAGUCUCGAAUAUGCGGGCAAGCACGUGAUAAAUCAUGUGGAUAACGGCGGGCGGCUCAGCGAGAGCAUUGCGUUGGUGCAUGUCGACGCAGAGGAUGCUUUCGUGCCGAAGCUCGGAGGAGCAAAGGUGAUCGGAGGCGACGCAGGUGUGCUGAGUGAAAGCGGGUUCGACUUCAUCAUGUGCAAUCCGCCCUUCUACUUGAGCGCAGAGGAGAUGGACCGUUCGGCGCAGUUCAAGAAGCAGCCUGCUAACGCGGUCUGCCACGGCACCCGAUCCGAAAUGGUAACGACCGGCGGAGAAGUCGCGUUCGUCCGACGCAUGAUCGCCGAAAGCCUCACCACCUACAACGUGCUCUGGUGGACAUGCAUGCUGGGCAAGCUGUCGAGCGUCAUCAAGCUCAGUAGCGAACUCAAGCAGCUGUCGAAAGAGGGCAAGAUGUCUGGAUGGGGCGUGCAUGAGCUGCCAACCGGAGGGGGAAAGACGAAGCGUUGGGUGGUGAUGUGGUGCUCUGCUGCGAUCGGGAUGCGCGUUCCUGAUAGCCUCAGCAGGGAAGGCCUGCCGAGCUCGCUGGACCGGCACAGACCGAGCUCGACACAGAGGCGCAGCAAGGUGCUCCGACCAGGAUCAGCAUCGACACGCAAGGAGCUGCACGACUUGAUCACCAAGAUCCUAGACGAUCUAGAAGGAUGUUCCGUAUAUCCAUCGGCAUACAUGCAGCUCAGAGAUGGCGACGAGACGGCAUCCAGAGCACCGCCAAAGACAACACCACACCCGGGUACGAUCGACGUCGUGAUCACACAAGAGAGCUGGACACGCAAAGCUCGACGUGCCAAGCUGCAGCCCACGCGUACAGCCAUCGUAAUCUCUGACGACGCGACUCAGGAGGUCAGUCGGCCUCUGCUGAUGGCACGAAUCGCAGUGACUGAGGCACAGACGAAUGGCGACACCGGCUUGGUGCUUACGGUCAGCUGGACGUACGGCAUGGACGCGGUCAAGUUUGAGUCGUUUGCCAUGUUCCUGCUGGCCGCCGUAGAAAGAGACAUCACGCUGCCCGAUCAAGCCGACUAA